This is a messenger RNA of Haemonchus placei, 390 nucleotides long. NCBI's taxonomy places the organism in Eukaryota, Metazoa, Nematoda, Chromadorea, Rhabditida, Trichostrongylidae. The record is from the annotation of a GenBank genome assembly.
CUAUCAGAAGAAGUCCCGAGGAGAUACCUGAUAGCGGGAAGGGUCUGUUCCACAUAUGGUCAGCUCUCCGCCGUCAUCAUUGCGACUGAGCCAGAAAGCGAAGACAGCGUCCGGACACACAUCCUUGUCGGCGAAAAUGCUCUCCAUAGGUGUUGGGAUGUGAUCGACAGCUAUUGAAGGCCACGCCAUACCAAGAAUGCCGUCGAUUAGAAAGCCAUCCAUAUCAAGCACUUGCGAUGCACAAAUGAACAUUUGUUCGGAUAUACACCAUCUCGGAUCCGUGUCGAAGCAAACGCUAUCGAUGUCGACACGGCCUUUUAUUUGGCCUGUUCCGUAAGAAACGUUGAGGGGGUAGGUCGGGUACUUUGCUUGUUUGCAGGUGUGGGAUAG